AUGGUCAUGACCAAGCUCACCUCCGACGGCCUCAGCGGUCUUUGCUCCAAGGAGAAACUUCAACUCCUGGAUGCCAUCGACUCCCUCCGUUCUCAUGGCAUCAGUCACUACAUCUCCCUCCCUCAGAUCAUCGUCUGUGGUGAUCAAUCUUCCGGCAAGAGUUCCGUCCUUGAAGCCAUCUCAGGCGUCUCCUUUCCAGUCGAGACCAAUACCUGCACCCGAUUCCCCACUGAGCUGGUUUUGCGAAAGACCGCUCAGCAUAGUGUCAAUGUUCGCAUUGUCCCGCAUCAUUCCCGCCCAGAGGCUGAGCGAAAGACCCUGGCUGGUUUCCAGGAAACUCUUGACGCCUUUGACGAGCUCCCCAAGUUGAUCAACAGUGCGAAGGCUGCCAUGGGCAUCACAACCCAGGGCAAGGCUUUCUCUAACGACAUCCUUCGCAUCGAGAUCAGCGGCCCCGACCGUCCUCAUCUCACUAUAGUUGACUUGCCCGGCCUCAUCCAUUCCGAGACCAAAAGUCAGUCGAGAGCCGAUAUCGAGAUGAUCAGGAAGGUUGUUAAGGGUUACAUGAAGCAGCCACGGAGCAUCAUCCUUGCUGUCGUAUCUGCAAAAAACGACAUUCCAAAUCAAGUUGUUCUGCAGUUGGCACAGCAGGCUGAUCCUAAGCGAAACCGUACCUUGGGAGUCAUCACAAAGCCCGACACUCUCAUUGGUGGCACUAAGAAUGAACAAAGCUUCAUUGAUCUGGUCAAGAACAAAGAUGUCGAGCUUCGCCUAGGUUGGCAUCUUCUUCGAAACUGGGACUCUGAAAAGGACACCUGGGCCCCAGAAGAGCGGGACGCCAGGGAAAGAGAGUUCUUCUCUAAGGAAAGCUGGGUGUCUAUCAGGGCAUCUCACUGGGGCAUCGAACCGCUCAGAAACAGGCUCAGUCAGCUGCUUGUUCAAAAAAUCUCCUCCGAGCUCCCCGAUCUGAUCUCUGAGAUUUCCGCCAAGGCUGCCUUGUGUCAAGACCAACUCGACAAGCUAGGCCAGCCAAGGGUUACCGCCCGUCAACAGAGGACGUAUCUGAUCCAGAUCGGCCAGGACUUUCAGGCUAUUGUCAAGGCUGCGACAGAGGGAAACUACACAAACCCCUUCUUUGAAGAUGCCAUGUCCAAGAAAGGAUACCAGAAACGCUUGCGAGCCGUCAUCCAAAACCUUGCUCUGGAUUUCGCCAGGGAUCUAGACGAGAGGGGAAUGUAUAUCCGAAUCAGCGACAAGAAGGUACCAGGAUUCGCUGGUGAGAACCCUACAACAACUCGACAAGGCUACCUUGACAAGAUUGUCAAGCUUAUGGAAAGAAGCCGCGGCAGAGAGCUGCCUGGUAUGUUCAAUCCUAUGAUUGUGGCCGAUCUUUUCAGAGAACAGUCCUCCCCUUGGGAAGGCCUCGCCCGAGCCCACGUGGUGAACGUCUGGGAUGGUGUUCGCGACUUUCUACGACAUGUUGUGAAGCAUACCUCCAACUUGAGCACUGUAGAGACCUUGCAGGAGUUCCUUCUUGUGCCGAAACUCGACAAGAUCUUCAAGGCACUCAACGAAAGGGUAGAGAUGCUUCUCAGCCAGCACCAGGAGGGUCACCCAAUCACUUACAAUGAUGCCUUCACCGACACUCUGCAGGAAGUCAGAGCGGAACGACGAACAGAGGAGAUGUUGAACAUCCUGAAGAGAUACUUUUUGGGAAAGGAGGUUAUCAUGAGCAACACAUACCUCCAGUCAACUGUUGACCUGAAGGUCGUGGCCAAGGACCUAGCCACCCCACCAAAGUCGAACAUGAGCCACUUUGCAGCCCAGGAGGUACUUGAUGCUCUCGAGUCGUAUUACAAGGUGGCCAUGAAGAGAUUCAUCGACGAUGUCGCUGUGGAGGCCAUUGAGGGUAUUCUGGUUGUCGAGCUUGGCAAGAUGAUCGACCCCGUUAGCGUUUCGGAGAUGUCUGACGACGAGCUGGACCAAGUUGCUGGAGAAACAGAGGUCAGUCGAGCAACCCGCAAAGAACUUGCGACGGAGCUCGCGGUGUUUGAGGGUGGCAUGCAAAUCUGCAGACAAUUCGCGGAUUUUGGAUUUUUUGGUAGGUAA
This is a messenger RNA of Fusarium falciforme, 2109 nucleotides long. RefSeq lists its product as hypothetical. NCBI's taxonomy places the organism in Eukaryota, Fungi, Ascomycota, Sordariomycetes, Hypocreales, Nectriaceae. Gene Ontology annotation, cellular component: microtubule; membrane; cytoplasm. Gene Ontology annotation, molecular function: GTP binding; GTPase activity; microtubule binding. The transcript has 2 exons. The record is from RefSeq and is a predicted model, not a curated record. The coding region runs from base 1 to 2109 and encodes 702 amino acids.